Medioppia subpectinata is the source of this 1670-nucleotide messenger RNA. The record is from the annotation of a GenBank genome assembly. Lineage: Eukaryota; Metazoa; Arthropoda; Arachnida; Sarcoptiformes; Oppiidae.
UAAAUAAUUGAUUGCAUUUUCUCUUGUGAUCCGUCACUGCGUUCACAGUCACCACCAAAAGGCGCAACCAUACCAUACCGUCCUAAGCCGGCUAUGCCUCCAGUGAUAUUCGCUGGCGGACAGGCCUACACAAUACAAGGACAGUACGCUAUCCCUCACCCCGAUUGUCACGGCUUAGUCGAGUUUCCCGCAUCGGGGCUGCAGAUCGGAAACACUGCUUUUCUGACCAAGUUGCAUAGACUGGCUCUACAGCAUGCCCCUCUCCUUCCCGGGCACAACGUUGGGACCCUCAACCCUCAAGCCCUGGCAACUUUGGCAGCAGCCAAUAGUAUGGGCCAACCCGGCGCAGCCACUCCUGCCCCAAUGGCCCCUUCAGCCGCAGCCACCACCGAGAUGAGUAUUCCCAAUGAUUUAAUCGGGUGUAUAAUAGGGAAGGGCGGCGCCAAAAUUAAUGAAAUUAGGCAACUGUCGGGCGCCACCAUUAAAAUCUCAAACUCAGAAGAAGGUUCAAAGGAUAGAGCGGUCGCCAUCUCAGGCACACCUGAGUCUAUAAAUCUGGCGCAAUAUCUAAUCAAUACGAGCAUGGAAUUACACAAGAACCUGACCCUCGACCCAUCCUUGACAGCCACCCCCGGCAGUGGCACUGCAAUGACCCGUUGCCUGUCCUCGAACCCAAUGGCAAUUCCUUUGACUCAAUUGGCUGCCGCAGUCCCCGCAACCGCCCUCUCGGGUGCCCUUUUCACGACUCACGACCUCAACAACGUCUUCAACGCUAGAAAUAUAAAAUCGUUGACAACCAAAAUCCGUGGCCAACCGACCGCUGCGACCGGCGCUGUCGAGAACGGCAACAAGAAUAAGACUGACCGCAAAUUCACGCCAUAUUAGACUCCUAUAGUCACUCACUAUUGGCGCUAAUAUUUGACUCUUUUUACACUAUUAUUAAUAUGAGUACUAAUAUUAAUAUUAUUAUUAAUUAUAAUUAAUGUCAUCACUAAUGAGACUUUGGGACCCGAUUCUAACGAAUCACUCUUUAAGAUGUAUUUUAUGAGAUAUUUGUAAAAUAUGAUUGAUAUAUAUAUUUAUCGGUUAUAUAAAGCAUACGUCUAUUUCACACUUACAAGUGUUGAAAUGUGUAAUGUGUUUGUCUUGAGAUCCAUUUGGAUCUGAAGGUGAAAAGUGCUCACAAUCUCUGGCCAAAUGUUUUCCCCAAUCUUUUAGUUUCCAGUCAUAAGUCUUUGUUGAGACGAAAUGGAUGUUUAUUUUAGUUUUUUUUGUAUUAUUUUAUUAUUAUUUAAUGUUUGCGUCACAUAUAUAACGAUUGUCGAGACCUUUCGAGUCUCGAUAUAGAGUCACAAUAUAUUCAUCGAAAUAUCAUAUUUUUUAAUUUAUACAGUAUUUCAGUAUUUGAGUUGUUUUUAAAUAGCGAUCAAAGAAAACCCGAGUGUCAGUUGAUUGUGAGCUCUGAUCCCAGUUUUGUCAGAAUCUAAUGUCAAUUGAGAACAAGACUGUGAUUUCAUUUCACUUAUAAUUUAAAUGAUUAAAAACACAAUAUAUAGAAAUUAGUUGUCAUGUUGUGGUCAUAACAAAUAAUUGAUUAAAUCGUUUUAAAUAUAUUUAAAAUGGUUUAAAUCGAUGUACAAAAGAAAGAAUAAUUUACUGAUUAGAUGAGC